AUGGGAGUGUAUGAGGAGCGCAACCCUCCUACCACCGGCAUGCACUGGCAGCCGCCAAGCUCGCAGGAGCGAGGUAGCGGCUUGGCUUUGGGCUGUCAAGGUGGGUUAGGAGGGAGCGCAGGGGGGCCUGGAGCAAUGGAUCAGACGCGGGAUCUUAGCCCGUGUCUUCCUGCGUCAAUGGGUGAUGCCGCAAGACCAACUACUUUGCCUUGUAGCCCCCCUGCGGCUCAUCACGGAACACAUCGUAUGCUUUAUCAAACUCACUGUGGCACCAAUAAUAACUGCUACGAAGGAUCGACCACCCCUUACGAACUGAGAGAUUACGGAUCACCUGGAGGUGGAACAGAGUUUCGAAAUAGUAGUUAUGAUAAUCCAAGUGACUCCAAUAUUCAAACUCAACCGACACCUAAUCAUCAUCAGCAUCACAAUCAUCAAAUUCAUCAACAAUCACAGUCGUUAGAAGGCCGACCGCCGGAUGAUUUACAUGCAGUCCCCAAGUUGGAACCACCGCCAACACCACCAUCUCAGCUGGAAGAUGUUCCUGGGGUUGUCUGUGCUGGAUGCGGUCUUAGAAUAUCCGACAGGUUUUAUCUCCAGGCGGUCGAUAGGAGGUGGCAUGCUGCAUGCUUACAAUGCUCUCACUGUCACCAGGGGCUUGAUGGUGAAGUCACCUGUUUCAGCAGAGAUGGAAAUAUUUAUUGCAAAAAAGAUUAUUACAAAAUGUUUGGCAGUAUGAAACGUUGCUCAAGAUGUCAAGCGGCUAUCUUAGCAUCAGAGUUGGUGAUGAGAGCCCGAGAAUUAGUAUUUCACGUCAGAUGUUUCUCUUGUGCAGCAUGUGCAGUACCACUUACUAAAGGAGAUCAUUUUGGUAUGAGAGAUGGUGCUGUCCUAUGUCGUCUUCACUAUGAAAUGGGUGCUGAACUUCAUCCAUCACAAAGUCCACCAGUUCCUGUAUAUCCACCAGGUCCUCACUAUCCUGGUCAACCAUUUUCAUCAUCAGAAUAUUUACAUCAUCAACCACACCAUGUAUCAUCACAUUCUCAUCAUUCUAUGCAUCCUCAACAUCCUCAUCAACUUACUCACGCCAGUCCUGUACCACUUCAACCAUCAACACCUUCAGGACCAGAUGUAGGAUCACCACCUAAAGUACCCUACUUCAAUGGUGCCGCUCAAGCUGUUGGAAGUGCUGCCGGAGUUCCACCACCUAGACAAAAAGGACGACCUAGAAAAAGGAAACCCAAGGACUUGGAGUCGAUGACAGCUAGUCUCGAUUUGAACUCAGAAUAUAUGGAUAUGCCUUUCGGAAGAGGUGGUCCAGGAACUCCAGGCAUGCCUGGAUCUAAUAGUCGAACAAAACGUAUGAGAACAAGUUUUAAGCAUCAUCAGUUAAGGACGAUGAAGAGUUACUUUGCCAUCAAUCACAAUCCUGAUGCCAAGGAUCUUAAGCAGCUUUCCCAGAAGACCGGAUUGCCAAAGAGGGUACUGCAGGUAUGGUUUCAAAAUGCAAGAGCGAAAUGGCGACGAAUGGUACUAAAACAAGAAGGCAAAUCAGACAAAUGUGGCAGCGUCGAUGGAAACUCUUUAGGAGACCUUGAAUUGUAUGGCAACAGCGCUGGAAGUGGAGGUCCACCAAUGAGUCCACCUUUUAUGUUGGCUGGACCACAUAGUCCUGCUUCUUUGGCCUCUUUGGAUUGCGCGUGAUUUAAUCAUUUAUUCCGUAUUAGGAACAUCUUUUGCGAAUCAGUAUCAGGUGGAUUUCAUUAUCCAAAUCUAGCCUCUAACGACUCUAAAAUCGAUGUGAAUAUUUAAUGACGAGUCUUAGAGACCUUGUAAAGAAUCAAUUUAACGUCUGAACAACUAGGAUAAAGUUGUAGUUGUAUGAACUGUUUAUAUAAGGAAAAUAUGAAUAUAUAAAUAGCGAUAAUAUCGCCUUGUACUAUAGCUAGCGAAAAAAAAACAAUUAUAAAAAAUUUACGUGUAUUUAUUGUAAACGUUAAAGAAAAUUGACAAAAGAUAUUUUUGUCGUUAUUUAAACAAAACAAAAAAAAAUAAUAAUAAUAAAAAUUAACAAUAUCCCGGAUGAUAUUGACAAAGGCUAUGACGUGAAAAAGUUGAAAAAAAAUAUAUAUAUAACUGUGGAAUGCAAUGAUGGUUAAAAAGCCGAUUAGAUUUAUACUAUGACAUUAUUUCAAGAGAUGAUUCCUUCUUUUUCACAAUUAAUCUUUUAAAUAAAUAAUACGUGACUAGCUAAUUAGUAUUUAUUUGUAAGAUUUCAUCAGCCAGUGAAAUUUUAUUUUUAUUGGAUUAAAGACGAUACUUUUUUAUGUAAAUAUUUGAAUCAAUAAAAACAAACAAUCACCUAAUAAGUACAUAAUAUACAUUUACAUACAACAAAAAAAAACAUACAUCGUGGACAGUGAUCUACAUUUAGGGAUGUAUUGCAUUAAGGUUGCGGUCGUUAUAGCUGUGGUCAUGUAAUAAUAAUAGUACUAUUGCUCCUAUCAUUAGCCUUGUAACUGAUCGGAACUGCAUAAUUUUACAAGAUGAUUUUUUCAUUGAAUAUAUUUUGACAAUAUUA
Messenger RNA from Chelonus insularis, 2578 nucleotides. Its product is annotated as protein apterous-like. Gene Ontology annotation, molecular function: RNA polymerase II transcription regulatory region sequence-specific DNA binding; DNA-binding transcription factor activity, RNA polymerase II-specific. Gene Ontology annotation, cellular component: nucleus. Lineage: Eukaryota; Metazoa; Arthropoda; Insecta; Hymenoptera; Braconidae. The record is from RefSeq and is a predicted model, not a curated record. Gene Ontology annotation, biological process: neuron differentiation; regulation of transcription by RNA polymerase II. The transcript has 6 exons. The coding region runs from base 1 to 1701 and encodes 566 amino acids.